Molecule: messenger RNA, 189 nt
Organism: Adineta ricciae
Lineage: Eukaryota; Metazoa; Rotifera; Eurotatoria; Adinetida; Adinetidae
Source: the annotation of a GenBank genome assembly
GAUAGAGAAACUGAAUAUAACAACGAAUGGCUUUAUCAAGACGAAGACGAAGACGAAGAAGGAGCAACAGAAAACGGAGAAGAGUAUCAAAUUGAUGAUGAACCUGUAAUGACACAGGUUACAACGCAUGGUAGCGUUUUGAAUGAUGUUCUAAAACAGAUUGAACUUUUAAACAAUGCUGAUCAAUAA